AUGCAACCAUCAUCACAUCGACCAUCCGAUCAUUCACGGGGUCCCUCCUCAUCACCUAAUCCCAUCGGAAUGAAUCCGAACCCAGAACCCAGUACCCAUCACACCUCUGGUUAUCACCACGCUUAUCCCGAGCCCGAUAUGCAUCAGGUUUCGGGUCGUGACCAACCUCACCCGAAGCGGGUUCGCACAUGCUCAGGGCGAUCGAUCUUCUCAGCCCCCAACUUCACAUCAUCCCUCGUUCCUCAAAUCAAGAACGAGUUCGAUAACAAGGCCAAAAAUGGCUUUCACGUUCUUCAUGUUGUAUCCCCAUCUGGCACAUGCAAAAGCACUCAGUUCGUCCCGCGGCUCUGGGCAACGCUCAAGAGCAAUUGGCCCCAGGCACGUGGUGCAUACGUCCAGCGUAUUUUAUAUCAAGCGCGAGAGCUGCAGCGUGUCUUUGAGAAAUCGGUAGACUAUCGAAGCGAACAAAAGGAGUUUGCAUUCCACCAAGAUUCUGAUGACAUGAGCAAUACACUCAAGCUCACUUACUACGAGGAAUUUGAGCUGGGCCUUAUCGAUGCGUUGACGGGCAAUAACACGACGUUCCCCUCGGUCCCGUUGGUAUUCUUCAUUGACUUGGAGACAGUCCCCACUGCCAGCGGCGAAAUCCUGGUAGGCCUGUUCAUCAAAUAUCUUGCUACGCUUAACAAGCAUCUCAGUCGACAACUGUCCGCGCCCGAUAUUACAAUCGUCACCCUAGCAUCCCACGAGGCGACGGACACUUACGAAACCUUCGAGCAUUUCCUUUCCGUGGCUGCCGUGCUGGCUAUUGCGGAUAUACCCGCAUAUACUGCACCUAAGAUAGAGCUGCCAGGUGAAACCCCAGAAGAGUUCCUGAGGGCCCUGGUAGAUGCCCUCGAGCCCGACUUCCGCGGGUGGGCUGAGUCUAGAGACGCGGGAGCGGUGGCCAGAACUGCCGUAGAGCAGACACCAGCUCCCUGCGUACUCGUGUUCCUGAACCAAGAGUUUGUGGCGAGAUGGUUGCAAGAACCCUUGUCCAGAAUUAUAUGGCCCAAUGGCUCAAUUCCGAACGGCAUGCGUGGCCUGGUCCCCAUGGCUUUGGAUAGGUGUUCGCCUCCCGACGAGGUGGACAAGGUUCUCCAAGCCGAACACUAUCCCAAGGUCAUCUGCGUCGACCACUCCUUUCCCGUUGUCCUGAGUGCGCGCGUUACACAUAUAGCAUCCCCCGGUGCCAAGGUCGCAUUGGCCUUCCACCAAGACUCCACGCACUGCAUCGAUUCGUUGAUCCUUCUAUCAAAGUCAGAGCUUCAGUGGGAGGACGCUUGGGCAGAUGUCUCUGGCACCCCAGGUAUCAAGUACUUUGUGCCAGACUCUAGCCACGUAGCUGUACCAGAUCUACCAAAGAGACCCGUCGAGGGGGAGCUAAUGUAUUUCGCAUACAGGCUUGUGCAGCACUGGAGCUCCUGCCCCCUGACAUUAGUCCCAGUUCCAUAUCUGACUCAAGUCUGUCCUCUUUGGCUCAACGAGAUGUUUCGUCGCAUGAAGGCUCUUGGCUGCGUCAAAAGGGCUCUAAACCGGCAGUGGACCCGAACGCCACUCGGGAGGGUUGUACAGAUGUUCAUGGACAACAAGUUCCACGACGGUUGGCUCUUUAAUCCGGGUCGGAGCUUUCAGCUCGCAUGCCUCUGCGCGAUCAUAUUCUUGGACCGUCAAGACCUCACCGUCAAGGCAAAACGCAUCCUGAUCCGCAUGGCAUCGAUCAUCCGCGCCAACAUCUCCACAACUCUCCAGAUAAAUGAAGACCGGCUUGAAGAGCUCGGUCUCUUGAAGUCGCCCGAUUGUUAUAGAACGGUCCGGGGACUUAUCCACGACUGCACCGGAGGCGUCGCGCGACAGCAGAUUGGCAACGGGCUGAUAUGGGUGGUACUGGGGCUAUGGCAGACAGAAUGGGUCCACCAUGGCACUUGGAAAGGACAAAACGAGCACAUAAGCUGUCAAACAAAACACUUACCCUCUGUAGGCGGAACUGUGAGGAAAUCAGAAAAGCUGGAACCUCUCGACCACGACGAGGAGGUCUUCCAUACCCAACUCGACGAGUCUGAGCUAGAGGCCGUCAACACGGUGCUCCUCCGUGCCUAUAUGCACCAACAGGUGCUCUUCCCCGACGAAUUCAUGCUGAAUCCGGUCGACCUCAUAUCAAAUCAGCCGGUUUGUCUCACGGGCAACCCUGCUGGUCUGUUUGAUUCCAGUGCGCUGCAAGAACAAGGUGUCAAGCUCGGCCUUGGCGCGUUCACCGCCAUCUACACAAGUGCUGGAAUGGAAUCAUCCCCCGACGAGGGCAGCGAGUGGAGAGAGACGCUCCGACCUGAAGAUCUGACAUUCAUUCCCCGCAAAGCACAGGCAGCGUUGGCGACCAGGCUAAGGGUGCCGAUGCAUAUGGCACUGAGAACAAGCUGUCCAGUACCUACAUACCAGAAGGCUUAA
Messenger RNA from Truncatella angustata, 2484 nucleotides. RefSeq lists its product as uncharacterized. Lineage: Eukaryota; Fungi; Ascomycota; Sordariomycetes; Amphisphaeriales; Sporocadaceae. The record is from RefSeq and is a predicted model, not a curated record. The transcript has 2 exons. Bases 1 to 2484 code for a protein of 827 amino acids.